CGCCGCUCUGGUGGCCACCACCGAGCCGUGACGUCACUCCCACAAGGCCCCGCGCAAUGGCGCCGCCGGGGCCGGGAGCGGAGCCGCGCUUGGCGGGGCCCGGGGGAACGGGGUAGCUUUGAAACUGGCCCAGAUGGCCAGGCUUUUUCGGAGGGAAAGGAGCAGUUCCCUGGUGAAAGUGGUGGAGACUCUUGGGACACCUGCACAGCUCUGGAGCAAGAGAUGAAGAAGUUUUGCUAUUAAAGCAGUUUGGUCACAGGGGGCUCCAACGGAAAACUGCACUGGGACAACAGCACAGCGAGACGCCCAUAGGCUCGAGUUCUGCUUGACAUGGCCAUGUUCUACUAGACCUGCCAUGACGGCAUUUUUCCCCAGUGUUCCCAACUGGAUUCAAGAUGCAAAGCAGGAGGAGGAAGAGACAGGCUGGAAAUUAGUCCCCAGACCAAGAGGUGAAGAAACCGAAAGUCAGGGAAAAUGCCAGUGUGAACUAUCGGAGCCCUCCUUCCCUCACGUGGACAAGCUGAGAACUCACACACUUUCCCAUUCAGAGCAGAGGCCCUACAACUGCCCCCAGCUGCACUGUGGCAAGGCCUUUGCCUCCAAGUACAAGCUCUACAGGCAUAUGGCCACGCACUCUGCUCAGAAGCCCCACCAGUGCAUGUACUGCGAGAAGAUGUUCCACAGGAAGGAUCACCUUCGGAACCACCUGCAGACCCACGAUCCCAACAAGGAGGCCCUGCACUGUCCCGAGUGCGGCAAGAACUACAACACCAAACUGGGCUUCAGGCGACACCUGGCCAUGCACGCGGCUGCCAGCGGUGACCUCAGCUGCAAGGUGUGCCUCCAGACCUUUGAGAGCACCCAGGUCCUGCUGGAGCACCUCAAAGCCCAUUCCAGGCGGGCUUCUGGUGGGGCGAAGGAGAAGAAGCAUCCGUGUGACCACUGCGAUCGGCGCUUCUACACCCGCAAGGACGUGCGCAGGCACCUGGUGGUGCACACGGGGCGGAAGGACUUCCUGUGCCAGUACUGUGCUCAGAGGUUUGGGAGGAAAGACCACCUGACCAGGCACAUGAAGAAAAGCCACUCCCAGGAACUGCUGAAGAUUAAGACGGAGCCAGUGGACAUGUUGGGUCUGCUCAGCUGCAGCUCCUCUGUGGCAGUGAAGGAAGAGCUGAGUCCUGUCCUGUGUAUGGCAUCCAGAGACAUGAUGGGUGCUACUUUAACAAGCAGAACUGCAGUAACUUUUGUCAAUGCGAGGAAAAUCAAACCCAGCAAGGGCAGCAUGGUCAGAGACAGCAUUGGAGCUGAUUCCAGGUGUUUGCACAGGAAAAUGGAUUCAAAGUUCCUCUACCACAACAGCUUGUAAUCUGAAGGUAUUUUACCAGUCAGUCUAAAACUAACGAGAAUAAUUCAGUUUAAAAUAGUAAGUGUGCAAUUCACAGAACAAAUUGCAGUGAACAACUUUUACCUGUUUAUAAGAAAAUACUUGGAGCAUCCAAGGUUAGAGCACUUGGGAAUCCCAGUCCACUAGGCAACUCAGGGGAAGUCAUCUUAGCCAAGCUCCUGCUGAUGCAGCUGGAGGUGAGGGACACAGGAAACUGGAAUGCUGAGAGGGGGAUUGCUGCAGCACAGCCUGCAAUUUGUUCUGUGGUGUAUGUGCAGGGCUUUGUGGCAGGCACUGUGCUGGUUAUGUGAUACAAAAACAAUCGUCCCAGAAAGAGUUUGGGUUUUGUUUUGGACCACGAGUUUGGAGCUGCAGGUCCAGGACAUGGCUGUGUGUCAGGCAGGCAGAACCCAGGAAACCAUUCCACUGUGAUCCCUCAGUUCCUGGCACACCUGUACCAUGAAGAUUGUACCAGAGCUCAAGGGCAGCGAGUACAGCACAUAAUUGUUCAGGAGGGUUUAAUUACAUAAAGGGCUGGCUUGGGUGGGGUCCAAAGCAGUAGGAACAGUGCAGUCAACUAAGAUAUAAACCCACAGACCUCCAGUUAAUGAAAGGACAGGACAUGAAUUUGCCAGCCCUUAUAAAUCAGACUCUGGAUUCUCAGAAAGCCAAGGACCAAUGUCCCCUAGAAAUAAGAACUAACAAAGAGCCAAGCCACUGCCUGGCAGCAGAGGGUUAACUCUUGCCCAUCCUUCCAGGCUCAGAUCUCCAGAACCCUGUGAAAGGCUGAAAGUCUUUUUUCCCCCUGGGAUUACACCUCACUCAAAAUCCAUUUGUAGGAAGAAACAACAUGUUAUCUUGCAUUUGCUUCCACUGAAUUUCACAUGACAGAAUACUCACGCACCAUGUUGUGACAGACCCUGUUCUCUGUCUCACAACAUUGCUGCUCUUUAGCCUCAGUGUUGAAAAAUGGUGUCACCUCAACUGGAAUCCUUUUCUCACCUCUGGUAGAUUGAUGAUUUCAGUACUUUUGUUGAGCUCAGCUCUUUGUUCUUUAAUUCCUUCCUUGCUGACAGGUGAACAGCAGCUGCUGAGAAGAUUUCCUGCAGUUCACUGAAAAAAUCCCCUUUUCCUUUCUCUGCCAUUGCACCACCUUUGCUCUCUGGACAGAACAACCCCAGAGAGGCAUUUUCUGCUGCCUGCAAUUAAAAUUUCCACAAAUAAAUCUUCAAAGAUGUGUUUCCCAUCACCUUACCUUCUUGCUUAUCCUCUAAUCCCAGUUAGUCAGGCUGACUGAAUUCUCCCUCAGGUGCCUAUUUUUAGUUAAUUGCCUUCCCAAGCCCUGGAGGUAUUCUGCCACUGAACAGUGAAGUGGAUGAAUAGCUUGAACAGAACCAUUUCAGGUUUCCAUCCUCAUCCAAAAUUUGUGUCUUUUCCAUAACUUACUUCUUGAAUUUUUCCCAGUUCCUAGAGAUGAGAGCUGCCACCUGAAGCUCUGAAUUCCAUCCUGGCUGACCCCUAUGCAGUAGGAGAAGGUGGUUUGGUUUAGUCUGGUCUGCUGGAUCUGGGAGGCCCAGAUUCUUUUCACCCCAAUCCCCAGCUCUGGCACCUCUCACCCUUUCCAUGCCUGUUUACCAUAACAUGCCACAGCCAUACUGAGCCUCUCCUGGAAAACAGCUGGAAGCUGCAGGGAGAUGCCAUCACCACUGAUCCAGCUGCCUUGCAGUACCACUCUUCCCAUUCCCCACCACCUCUCAGGUUCUGUUGUCCCUGCUGCACAAUCCAUGCACACUCAGACUCACACUCUCCUCUGGCUAUUCCCAGUGAUGGACUUGCUUCCUUCUAGUGAAUAACUGGGAUCCCCCUAGGAAUCCUACACAUUUCAGCUAUUCUUGUGGCUGCAGGUAAAGAGUUUUCUCCUGGGGUACAGUCUGCAAUCUCUACCUGGAGCCAGCUCUACAUCUUCCCACAGGCCACACACCACUACUCACACUAGCAUGCAAACAGGUCGAGCAAAACCAGAAGUGAUGCCCAGAAACGAGAGCAGAAAACAGAUCACAUUCUGCUUCUCACACACCCACAGCAGGAGAUGAGCUUGGCUUUCCUGUUCAAAGUGUAUUUUAUUUCCAUGUGCAAAGGUGGGCUGCAGGAGGAGCCUGAAGCACCUUCCUCACUCUGUGCUUGUGGUUGAAGCCAGGUCUGUGUGGUCCUUUCCACCAGUGCCUAAAUACCAGCCUGAAAAUAGAGUAUUCAUGACACAGAGGGAGCUUCUCUGGAUCAUAUCACACUGACAAGGGAAGUUAAAAGCAUUGCAAAAGAUAACCAGGGAAUUUGGAAUUAUUUUUUUUAUUACUAUAAAUAGGUCAGCUCUUCAGCUGGGGGAAGAAUCCUCAACAUUGAAGUGUCUUGUUACAAACCAACCAUCCCUCGCUUUUGUGUCUUUGUUUUGAACUACUGUGCAAGGGGAUAACCAGCUCUAGCAUGGAAUGCACUGAGUGGACUGGGGACAGUUCCAGGGCCUGCAGGACAGGGACAGCCUCCAACACCUGGGACAGGCCAGGCUGGCUGAGUGUCCAGGUGAACAGGGCUGUAGGCAGGUUCCUGGCCUUCUCCCUCUGUGGUCAGUAUCUUGCAAGAAGGUAACAUGAGCUUGGCUCACAGCCCUCAGAACCCACUUCAGGGUGCCAUGCCAGGGUGCAGAAGCCUGCAGCACAUCCCAGAACUUCUGCUAGAAGCCUUUCUGAAGUUUGAGAUCUCCUCACCCUUCUGAGUGCCUCAGCCUUGAUACUGUGUGGAGCUUUCCCACUUCAGUGAUUCCUGAUACCUAGGAGCAAUUUUUAGAAAGACUGUCGAGUAACAUUUGAACCAGCGUUUUCCUUGAAUGAGGAUAUUAAAGAACACAGAGCUGCCAGCUGAUGUACUCUUGAUACCUGGGGUGGCUACAAGGACAAAGAAGAACCUGUGGAACCCCUGGGAGCAGCCAAGCUCCAAAACUGCUGCUGGAAGAAAAGCUACUGAGUGGCCUUUGCAGCCACAAGUCAUAUCAAGAACCCUCUGCCAGCACAAGCUCUGCCAUCUCCCACAGGAGCCUAGACACAUCCCACUGGAAGGCGAAGGGUUUGGGAUCAGGCAUGGGAGGGGAUGGGAAAGCCACAGUGUCCCUCCCUUCACACUGUCCCUUCUUGUGCUGGUUCUGGACAGGCCCCGUGCCUGACCUCCCUCCCUGCAGCUACAGCUGCCAAAGCCAGAAACUUCCCAUUGUUACAGCUAAACAGGUUUUUGAAAAACAAACUUUCUAGCACUUUUACACAGAGUGAAUAACCUCUUUUAAAGGAGUGUUUUGGGGGCUGUAAACAAGGUUUUUAAAUUGUAAUUAACUGCCAUUAGGAAAUAUAUGAUUCAUCACUAAAAUUAGCUCCUGCAAAAUGAAGUUCAAAUUGAAAGCAUCUUUUAUAAUGAAGUUGUUUAUUAAAAGCAUUGGGAUCUACCCCAGGUGUCUUCUUGGAGGGGAGUUCGGGUUUUGGUUGAAUUAAGACAGGAUGGAAUCAUAAGACAGGUCAAAGACACAGUUCCCUACAUGAAGCCACAGAGGUUUUUAAAUUUCUGCCAAGCAAAGAAUUAGACCGACAAGAAAAAAAACUCAGCACCCCACUGGGGAGGCAGCCACAGCAGACACCAUUAUCCCCUGUUAAGGAGAAUAAUGUUUGUUAGACAAAGUUCUGGUCUCUUGGUUUCACUAAAAUUUCCAGCCCGUGUGGCAGCAUUUCAGACAAGUUCAGCCCAUUCCCCCUCCCAAAAACCCCAACAUGCUCUGCUCUCCACAGGCAGGAGAACCAGGACCAAGCCUCAAUUUAAGCUACAACUGACUGCAGGCACCAGCAGCAUUUGAAGAAGCAGGGCAAAGCACACAGGGCCUUCUUGGGAUUCUCCUUCAGAACAUGGAUUAAAAGCUGACAGCCACGAUCUGUGUUAGGUGCUUGUCUAAGAAUGAUCUAGUUUUCAGUUCUAAUUCAGCCACCAUUAAACAUGACCUUUCCUCAGCAGCUUUCCCCUGGCACUGGGGACUGUGACAACAUAAAUACACCCAUCUGCCAAAAAUGAGAAAUAAGUUUAGCAUGGAUUGUCGUGGUGGUGGAGCUGAAGCUUCCUUUGCCUUUUUAAAGGGAGAAGGGAUUACUCUGAUGAUUUCUGAGUUUUGAUUCUAGUAUUUGUCAGCUCUGAUCUCACUCACAGACACUCAGCAGCCCCCAACAAUGGACUCUGUAACCUGGGGGAAUCACAUCCAUUGCUCUGCUGAGCAAACCAUCUCAGGAAAAGAGAAUUCACUUUGCCUCCCUCAGCCAGCACUCCAGCAGAAGCUCAUUGAUCUCCUGCCACACACACUUCCCCAGCAGAAACACACAAGCUCGGGGAAGCCAAUGGAGCUGGAAGCCAACACUGAGGGCCCAGCUUCUGCAGGAGCAGCACUCCUCAAACUCCCCUCUGCUGCUCUAAAGCCCUGCCCAGCACUGCCAUCCAACAGUUCUGCCGCUCUGCCCAUCAGUGCCACAUGUCAAACAACGUGUCCCACACUAGACACGACUUGCUCAAGUGAUCUUACCCAGCAGCACAGCAGCAGCAGAUCCAAAUGCCUCAACUGGUGGCAUGAUCACAACAUAAGGCAGCGUUCAGGGCAUGCCACACUGGGAGAAAUUUAGUUUACCAGGAGAAAAAUAUUACAAUGAAAGCCAGAGUAUUCCAAGCUCUGCUUCUGGCUGAAGCCAUACAUCACAGACCAUAGGGGUGUUGAAAAGCCAAGUGUUACAAAAAGAAAUUCUCCAGAAGUGGCUUAGGAGAGCCCAAGAGAGCAGGAUGACAGGACAAUGGCAGAUUUAUUUACAAUAGGACACAAAGAAUACAUACAUUAAUUAAAAAUUACAAAGAAUACAGAGAAAACACUUCAGGGAAGGGAGAGAAAUCAAUGCUGGCUGAGCCUCUCCACUGGGGCAGGGGCAGAAGGAAAAAAAAAAAAAAUCAACAAAAAUCUCAGAGAGGGACCUCAAAUCAGAACUGACACAGGAUUCCACAGCACAGUUGGUUCACACAUCCCCUCCUCCUUUUUUCCAUCCAUGAUUCCUGGCUGAUUAGACUUUGGCAUGAUGGGCAGGGCCAGUGGGAAGGGACACAGGCCCUUGCAUGGACCUGGUGGAAACUUCUGGCAAUUGGAGUUUAAAAAGGCCCCAAAGCCCUCCCUGGGAGCAAGGAGGGCUUUGGGCAGUUUUGGGUUGGAAUGAUGCGACCUGUGGCAGCUGUUCAUUGGAAGACCUUACUCCAAGAAGAAAAUUUUCAUAGAUCUCACGAAAAAAAACCUCUCCUCUGUAGUUCUGGCUGAAUCCAGUGAGUGUGGGGAUGGAGGGAGCCUUCACUGCAACGUGGAACCUUUUUACUGAUAAACAUCACUGAAGUGACCAAAAAAAAAAAAAAAAAAACAAA
Messenger RNA from Haemorhous mexicanus (house finch), 6856 nucleotides. RefSeq names its product PLAG1 like zinc finger 2 (gene PLAGL2). Bases 356 to 1366 code for a protein of 336 amino acids. NCBI's taxonomy places the organism in Eukaryota, Metazoa, Chordata, Aves, Passeriformes, Fringillidae. The transcript has 5 exons. The record is from RefSeq and is a predicted model, not a curated record. Gene Ontology annotation, cellular component: nucleus.